AUGUUUUUAUCACAUGAGAAAAGAACCUAUAUAUCCACAUCAUCCGAACAAACAGUAGAGAAUGGAAAUAGUGCCUCAAUAGAAAAGAUGGAUAUGAAAAGAGAAAUAAAUUCCUUAUCUUCAUCAUCUUCACCAUCUAAAGAUGAACAAGAACCAAUAACAGUAUCUGCAUCUGCUGAUACUUCAGUAGUAGGAAUAGGGCCAACAACGGCAGUUACGGGUUUACGUCAUCGACCGCAAUUUUCUUUUAUUGCUGAUCCUCAUAAUCGUCCUGCACAAGAUGCAUUGUCUGUUCACAUUGUACCGAAUAACACACCAAAGCCAUUACUUCCUAUGUGGUCAUCCAGUUUAACCUCACCGCUAUUAGAGAAGCAACAAAUUCGUGUUGAGAAUUGGAUUUCUACAGAUUCUAUGGGAACUAUUCCAGAAGAGCAAGUGAUAGAAUUCAUCACAUGGCUACGUGAUAGACUAAAGGAUAAUGUAUGUUCAGCUUUAUUUAAACAAUUAGAAGAGAAUAUUGAAUUUAGUCUGAGAUGUCAAUAUACACGAGGAUUAAUCGCACGUAAAGGAUUUAAUACUGGUGAAGUUAUUUUUGCCAUUCCUCUUAGUGAUGUAUCAUUAAAUCAGCAACAGGAACAUCAAGAGAAAAAUAUUAAUAAUAUAUCUCAUUCAUCCUUAUGGGGUUUGGUAUUAAAUUCUGAAACACUUGAACGUCAUUCAAUAGCAGCACAAAGUCGUGGAGCUCCAUCCUUUGAUACGAUUGAGGCAAUAAUGAAUAAAAGAAAGUCUAGUUUAGAUCCAAUACCACAUCCAUUGUUUAUAGAUCAAGUGUAUAUGGCAGUACUACUCGCCUGUGAAAAGGCAGAGGGAACAUACAGUCCACUCUAUCCAUAUUUACAUCUUCUCGCUCCAUUUGAUGAUGAUAUCAUUCGUGAACUUCACAAUGGUGUGCUUGACCCACCGACGCAUCUUGAAUAUAAUGAUCAUUGUAAUCGAUUUAUGCAUUACUUGCGGCAAAUUCACACGGUAUGGUUAGAAUCUUAUGAGAUCUCCUGUCGUAUUAAAGAGAAUUGUCAAACAUCUACUCAACAUAAAGAUAAAGAAGGGGCAGAGAAAUGUGAAAAAAACAAUGGAAGUAAGUUAUCUCCAGAGAAUGAGAUGACAAGUGGACGACUAGAACCUCCUUCUAUGGAAGAUUUAAAUUGGGCUUUCCGUGUUGUCAUUUCCCGUCAACAUCUUCUUCCUGUACGACAAGAGACGGAUUAUAUUAAUAGCAUCUGUACAGAAGAUAAACGUAUGCAAAAAGUAGAAGAUGUCUGGACACGUAUCGUAACAAAAUUACGUUGGACUUUUAUGGAUCGUGUAUUUGGUGCUGUGGAUCACAAGCGCCUGCAUGUGAAUGACUUUAAUCCACAUAUGAUUCCUACUGUAAUUCCUGUAUUAGACAUGUUACAACAUCCUCCAGGAGGUGUAGCGAACACCACUGUAAGUGUGGAAUACAUCUCUGCAAAUACUAUGGAAACUCAUACAAUUAUAAAUAAGGAAGAAGACUCCGAAAGUGAUGGGAAGGAAUCUUCUUCUUCUAAUGAUGAUGAUGAUGAUAAUAGUAUACCGUGUGUGGUGGUACGUGCAAGCUGUAAAGUUGAGGAAGGGGAUGAGUUAACAUUACUGUUCCCUCGCUGUUAUUCUCUCUCCUACACAUUAUAUCGAUUU
Trypanosoma theileri is the source of this 1713-nucleotide messenger RNA. RefSeq lists its product as uncharacterized. NCBI's taxonomy places the organism in Eukaryota, Euglenozoa, Kinetoplastea, Trypanosomatida, Trypanosomatidae. Gene Ontology annotation, biological process: peptidyl-lysine monomethylation. The record is from RefSeq and is a predicted model, not a curated record. The transcript has a single exon. Gene Ontology annotation, molecular function: protein-lysine N-methyltransferase activity. The annotation marks the transcript as partial.